AUGGUUGUAUUUUUGCUUUUUGUUUUUAGUUACUUUGAAAAGCAGAAAGCAGAAUGGCAGACAGAACCACAGGAGCCUCCCAUCCCAGAGUCUCUGGCUGCAGCUGCAGCUGCUGCCCAACAGCUGCAAGUGGCUAGGAAACAAGAUACCAGACAGACAGCAACUUUUAGACAACAGCCACCUCCAAUGAAGGCAUGUUUAUCGUGUCACCAACAAAUUCAUCGGAAUGCACCCAUCUGUCCACUCUGCAAAGCAAAGAGCCGAUCUCGGAAUCCCAAAAAGCCCAAGAGGAAACAAGAUGAAUGAAAAAGGAUGGAAGAUUGGGAAUCAUAUCUAUGGCCAGUCCUAAUACCUAUCCAGUAGAACUGUAAAUGUAGCCAGACUUUAUCAAGUGCAAAAUCAAGUACGACCUACCCAUUGUUUUCUAUUUAAUGUUAUGUAAGCACAAUGUUUCUGUUCUAUCUUAAUUUCCUUCUAGUCCUUGAAAUUUGGUUUUAGGAAAAGAAAUACUAAUGGUGCUAAAGUUUAACAUUUCAAACAUUG
Molecule: messenger RNA, 543 nt
Organism: Tinamus guttatus (white-throated tinamou)
Lineage: Eukaryota; Metazoa; Chordata; Aves; Tinamiformes; Tinamidae
Source: RefSeq, a predicted model, not a curated record